Linum trigynum is the source of this 228-nucleotide messenger RNA. The record is from the annotation of a GenBank genome assembly. Lineage: Eukaryota; Viridiplantae; Streptophyta; Magnoliopsida; Malpighiales; Linaceae.
AUGUCUGCUACUGACGACAGAGUCGGAGCGGAAGUUGGCGACGGCGUGGAUACGGGACUACUUGGGUUGGUAAGCCGGUACGAAGCAACCAAAGACCCAGAGAGCCGAGAUCUGAUCCUCUCCUCGAUUUGCCAACACUCAGGCCUCCACCAACCGCCAGCGCUCAUUAAUUAUCUCGAUCCUCCAAGCAGCGAUGCCGUUUUGGGAUCCGAUGACAGCGACGACUAG